CCGAGAACUAAGGGUGACAUCUACGUUCGCCUCCUUGAAUUUUGCCUUAAGAAGAUGCCGUAGUCAAUUUGUUAAUCUGUAUCUCAGUCGCAGAAUGUUAAGAAUUCUUCGUGGUUCUUUUGGCCCUGGCUGCCAGGCAUGCCUAAAGAAUCACAUGAAGGCGUGCGCGGAUGCACAGAAAACACUGGCCCACAAGAGGGCGCUACUUACCUACACUGGUUUGGCGGGGAAGAACUCUGCGCUACACUUUACACAGAACCACCAGCCCUCAGGGUAUAGGCAAACCACUUCAUCCUUGGGGUACACUAGGAGUGUUCUGUUAAAGAGCACACUACUAUCAGUUGGGGGUGUUAGACAUGUGAAUACCAAACAACAGUACAAAAUACCAAAGGUGCUGAAGAUUGGCCAAUCCACAGUGGCAAUGGGACGCGGGCUGAUAACACUUGUAUUGGGAACUGCCACCACACUCAUAAUAGUGAAGACAUAUGUAUUAUGGAAAGACAAGGUACCAGAUAUGGGCUGGGUAAAACCUACCAUGGAGAAGUGGAAAAGCAACACGGUGAAGUCUCUGAGGACGGCUUCGGAGAUUACUUCAAGGACGUUGGCCACCAUGUCUAACGAUGCUGCCAGUCUAAUGGUCACCGUAAAGAAUAAUUUGCCAGGGUUGUCAUCUCUGAGGGAUGCUUUAGAAAAUAUGUCAGACAAGGGAGAAAUAGGGAAGAAGCAACAUUUAACAACCUCAGGCAAAGAUUUAACCUUAGACACUCCAGGAUCAAUUUCUGUAUUUAAUGCUAUGGCAACUCCAACAGAUUACGACAAAGCUGCUGAAAAACCAAAGACAGAGAAACAGAGGCUGGAGGCAGCCCAGGAAGAGAUGAUGCAGGUUCAGCUGAGGUACCAGAAGGAGGUGGAGAGAUUGGAGAAAGAAAACAGGGAGCUGAAGAAACAGCUAUUGCUACUGAAAUCACAGAAGACGGGCAAAAAGAGGACCAUGAAGAUAGUGGUGGUUGGAGACCAGAGUUCAGGGAAGACCAGUGUUCUUGAAAUGAUAGCUCAGGCCAGGAUAUUCCCCAGAGGUUCUGGAGAAAUGAUGACCAGGUCUCCAGUGAAAGUGACCCUCAGUGAAGGACCCUACCACGUGGCACAGUUCAAAGACAGCUCCAGGGAGUUUGACCUGUCCAAGGAAGCCGACUUGGCAGCCCUACGCAAAGAAGUUGAGAUCCGUAUGAAAGCUAGUGUACCAGAUGGCCAGACAGUCAGCAGUGAUGUUAUAUCAAUGACAGUGAAGGGACCAGGGCUACAAAGAAUGGUACUGGUGGAUCUGCCUGGCAUAAUAAGUACGGUUACCACAAAUAUGGCUUCUGAUACAAGAGAUUCCAUUAAAACUAUUUGCAAGAACUACAUGGAGAACCCCAACUCCAUCAUACUGUGCAUACAGGAUGGCUCCCUGGAUGCAGAGAGAAGUAACGUGACUGACCUGGUCAGUUCCAUGGACCCUCAGGGCAAGAGGACGAUAUUUGUACUGACCAAGGUGGACCUGGCUGAAACCAAUUUACUGAAUCCUGAGAGGAUCAAGCAGAUACUGGAAGGAAAGUUGUUUCCGAUGAAGGCUCUGGGAUAUUUCGCUGUGGUAACUGGAAAAGUUUUUUNGCUGGAUGAACUGUCAGGCUUUGAUUCCAGUUACAACACACAGGAUCAUCUUCCAAGGAUAGUGGUGGUUGGAGACCAGAGUUCAGGGAAGACCAGUGUUCUUGAAAUGAUAGCUCAGGCCAGGAUAUUCCCCAGAGGUUCUGGAGAAAUGAUGACCAGGUCUCCAGUGAAAGUGACCCUCAGUGAAGGACCCUACCACGUGGCACAGUUCAAAGACAGCUCCAGGGAGUUUGACCUGUCCAAGGAAGCCGAUUUGGCAGCCCUACGCAAAGAAGUUGAGAUCCGUAUGAAAGCUAGCGUACCAGAUGGACAGACAGUCAGCAGUGAUGUUAUAUCAAUGACAGUCAAGGGACCAGGGCUACAAAGAAUGGUACUGGUGGAUCUGCCUGGCAUUAUAAGUACGGUUACCACAAAUAUGGCCUCUGAUACAAGAGAUUCCAUCAAAACUAUUUGCAAGAACUACAUGGAGAACCCCAACUCCAUCAUACUGUGCAUACAGGAUGGCUCCCUGGAUGCAGAGAGAAGUAACGUGACUGACCUGGUCAGUUCCAUGGAUCCCCAGGGCAAGAGGACGAUAUUUGUACUGACCAAGGUGGACUUGGCCGAAACCAAUUUACUGAAUCCUGAGAGGAUUAAGCAGAUACUGGAAGGAAAGUUGUUUCCGAUGAAGGCUCUGGGAUAUUUUGCUGUGGUAACUGGAAAAGGAAAUGCUAAUGACAGCAUCCAGAUUAUCAAAGAAUAUGAAGAAAACUUCUUCAGAAAUUCAAAACUUUUUAGGGACGGAGUUUUGAAACCCACACAGAUGACCACCCAUAACAUGAGUUUCGCUGUGUCCGAGUGUUUUUGGAAGAUGGUGAAAAACACAGUAGAGAACCAGGCAGACGCUUAUAAAGCAACGAGGUUCAACUUAGAGACGGAGUGGAAGAACACCUUCCCCAAAAUGAGAGAACUGGACAGGGAGGAACUGUUUGAAAAGGCCAGAGGAGAAAUUUUAGAUGAAGUUAUAAAUCUAAGUCAAGUUACCCCCAAGCACUGGGAGGAGUCAUUCCAGAAAAAGCUCUGGGAGAAGACUGCCACCUAUGUAUUUGAGAAUAUCUACUUACCUGCAACUCAGGCUCCCAGUGUUGGCACAUUCAAUACAAUGGUGGACAUCAGGCUGAAGCAGUGGGCUGAGAAGAUGCUGCCAAAGUGCUGUGUAGAGGUUGGCUGGGAUACUCUAAAACAGGAAUUCUCCAGGUUUGUGGAAGAAGACCAGAAAAGCAAAGAUCAUGAUCCGAUUUUUGACAACCUUAAGGCAAGCGUCAUCAAUGAAAGUUUGGAGAAACACGAGUGGGACUCAAAGGCAGAAGAAAGUUUGCGAGUUAUCCAGCUGAACGCAUUAGAAGACCGUUCUGUUCAUGACAAGACACAGUGGGAUGCUGCCAUUCAGUUCAUGGAGGAGGCCCUGAAGGAGAAGUUACAGCAAACUGAAGAAGUUUUAAAGAAGAUGACAGGCCCAGGAGGAAGGGAACAGUGGCUCUACUGGAAGUACAGGACACAAGAACAGAAGAACAGAGCCGACACUAAAGGAGAGUUAGAAAAGAUGUUAAACUCUGAAAAGAAGCAUGGCCCCCAGCUACAGCAGGAUGAACUCACCACAGCAAGGAAAAACCUGCAGGCCAAGGGAGUGGAUGUAGACAACACUUUUAUUGAAGAGACUUGGCAUCAUGUGUACAGACAUCACUUCUUGAAGGAUGCCAUCAGCAAAACACAGGAGUGCAAGAAGGGGUUCUAUUAUUAUCAGAAAGGGUUCUCAGAUGCAGGGCUGGAAUGUCAUGAUGUUGUGCUGUUUUGGAGGAUACAGAAGAUGCUGCAGAUCACAAGUAAUGCCCUCAGACAACAAGUGAUGAAUAAUGAAGCUAGAAGACUAGAGAGGAACAUCAAAGAUGAGCUGGAGGAAUACAGCGAUGACAAACCUAAACUAUCAAAACUGCUUACAGGGCGUAGGGUAACUCUGGCAGAGGAACUAAAGCAAGUUAGACAAAUACAAGAGAAAUUAGAAGAAUUCAUAGAAGCGCUAAACAAGGAAAAAUAGAGACAAGGUAGUUUUGCAUCAACAGUGCCACCUUACUACACUUAAAAAUGUGAGGGAGAAAAGAGAAAAAAAAAACAAUAAUAUUUGAAUAUUAACAUGGAAUUUACAAACAUUUUUUUUUUCCAAAAUGAAGGUUGGCACAGCUAGGAUAGCAUGUCUAAAGGUGGAGAACAGUGCCUGGAACUGCUUGUAUGUGGCAUUUGGAAUUGUGGAUUACUUUGCUGCUGCUUGUAUCACAUAAUAUGAUAUGCGUGAAAUUUGUGUAACUGAAAUAUUUUUGUGUAUGCAGUCUGUAUAAAAUUAAAUUUUCAUUCAUUAUUUCAGUGCAAUUUCCAAAAUUAAUUUCAGACAAGAAACCUUUUCAUUGAAGUUUGCCAACUUAUUUUCUGGACUGCAAAAUGGCUUUGUCGAGAUUUACUGAUUUUAUUAAUUCUUCUUUUGAGUGUAGAAGGACAUGUAAACAGUUUGACUUGCUUGGGAUAAAAAGAUAACUGACUGUCUAUAUGCCAUGAUGUAACUUUCUUCUGAAAAAAUAAGGGUAUACAUUUUUAUUUUUCAUAAUUUUUAUUAUAGUUGCCUUACCCAAG
Messenger RNA from Lingula anatina, 4311 nucleotides. Its product is annotated as dynamin-like GTPase OPA1, mitochondrial. The record is from RefSeq and is a predicted model, not a curated record. Gene Ontology annotation, cellular component: mitochondrial intermembrane space; mitochondrial membrane; cytoplasm. Gene Ontology annotation, molecular function: microtubule binding; GTP binding; GTPase activity. Gene Ontology annotation, biological process: mitochondrial fission; intracellular distribution of mitochondria; endocytosis. Lineage: Eukaryota; Metazoa; Brachiopoda; Lingulata; Lingulida; Lingulidae.